AUGGACGCCGACAUUGAGCGGAUUAAGCGCGCUCACGCCAAGAACCUCGCGUAUAUCCAACAACAGGACGAACGUGAAGCUUCUCGGGCGGUGGAUGACCUACUGGCGUCCGCUGUAUCCACAAAGUCAAGUAUCAACCCACUAAAGGGAACGAAGGGAAUCAGCAGUGUUUAUAUUACUGGCCUUUCAACGUACAUGGCUUGCAGACAGCUCGAGGGGGUGUGCUCUCGAAUUGGCAAAGUGCGACGUAUCAAGUUCUACAGGGAUGAACGAGGAGGACUCAAGGGUGACGCCGUGGUGACGUUCAACUCACGUGCUACGAUGAUCAAGGCCGUGGACAGGCUGAACCACUUUGAGGUGAAGCCAGGCGUGAUCAUCACAGCGACGGAAGCUACUUUCUCGAGUAAAAGGGUGAAGGAUGUACAAGAGAGCGAAGGGACGGUCGGCGAUCAUCUAGGAGCAGCAGCGGCGUCGAUGGAGGAUAGUUUAGCAGAGGUCGUGCCGCCCUUGCACUUGCCGUCGCGCUCGGUUACCUUGAAGCAUGUCUGGGAUCCUCUGGAUAGCAGCAAUACUGCUUUUUUUACCGAGUUGGAGGAAGAUAUGCGCGGGGAAUGUGCAAAGCACGGCGUGGUGGAACACGUGCAGAUUGUAGCGGAUGGGUCUGUGGUCGUGCGCUUUGCAGAGUUAAAAUCGGCCAUCGCUUGCAUGAAAGUGAUGAAUGGGCGCUGGUUUGCUGGAUCCAAAAUUGAGGCGCAAUUUGAUCAGACGACGGCGGAAAACCCUAGUGAUGCGGAUACCAAAGUUGAGGCUUUCCUGGCCUCUAUUGGUGAGUAA
This is a messenger RNA of Peronospora matthiolae, 834 nucleotides long. The record is from the annotation of a GenBank genome assembly. NCBI's taxonomy places the organism in Eukaryota, Oomycota, Peronosporomycetes, Peronosporales, Peronosporaceae.